AUGGCAGACUUCUACAUACGAUCAGCUGUCUCACUCGAUCGAGUACUCAAAGAUGAAUGUUCGGUCAAAGCUGCUGCUGCGUCUCAUCCCGAUUCGGGACGAGUUCUAGCCAUCCUUGUUAACUCGCUUGCCUAUCGAAGUGCACUAAUGUUGGCCUUGGAGGAAGCUAGGAUUUUGAAGAAUGAAGAAAAGGUUUUCACGCUACACUCCCCUCCCAACACAAAGCAGUCCGGAAAGGGAAAGGGAAAGGAGUACGGCAACAACGCUGCCCACACCAAAGGCAAACCCUUCAAAAACGGAAAACAGAGAGAGUGGCCAUCGAAAGAAGCUUUCCUUCUAGUCCUAUGCCAUGAUCUGCUCUUCCAAUCGCGUGGAAUCCAAGCUUCGAAAACAUGGCCUCCCAAGAUGACACUUGAAAGAUAUAAAGCCUGCCUGCACUCGUGUUUGGUGAAAGUUCAAAUCCGUUCUGGCAAGUCUCGGAUAACAGACCUACGUAGUGGUGCACUAUUUCAAGAAAUGUCUGCUCGUAUACCUCGUUGGAUGCGUAUCAACACUUUACGCUCCUCUGCCACCCAAAUUCACCACUGGUUAGCAGAGAAUAGAUAUAUCAAAGUCGACGGACCAGAACUAGGUGGGAUAAGGGAAUAUAUGGAAUCACCACAUGUACCUUCAUUACUCGCCUUCCAUCCAAAAGCUACAAGUGCCUUACUAGGAAGUGAGGUAUAUAAGAAGAGUUGGGUUAUAAUGCAAGAUCUAGCCUCUUGUUUCCCGGCCUAUAUUUUACUAGCGGAGGAACAAGGUGUGGUGGACGUUGUAGAUGCUACUAGUGCACCUGGGAAUAAGACUUGUCAUCUUUCAGCUAUCAUGCUUGCCAAAGGAGGAAAUCAGGGCAGGGUUUAUGCGUUUGAGAGGGAUAGGAUUCGGUAUAAAACUUUGCUAAAACGACUUUCUGCUCUCGGCGCUCUAGCUGAAGUAGAGAAGAAUAACGGACAGGUGCAAAAGGGGAAUGUUGUAGCGCAUAGAAAAGACUUUCUCACAACAAAACCGGACGAGUUCAGUCGAGUAACGCAUAUGCUUGUCGAUCCCAGUUGUAGCGGAAGUGGAAUUGUUAACCGGUUAGAUUUUUUGAAAGAGGAUGAGGAUUCCGAGGACCCACUACCCCCCUCUCCCUCCUCUUCCACCACUACCACCAGCAGUGCCGUAGUGGGAGAAACAGGAACAACCAAGCUGCAACGUCGGCUGACUUCGCUCUCGGAUUUCCAACUUGUUAUGCUCCGACAUGCAUUCAAAUUCCCCUCGCUCAUCAAACUGGUCUAUUCAACCUGCUCUAUCCAUGCCCAGGAGAAUGAAUCGGUCGUACUACGCGCGCUGGACACCGAAGAAGCAAAACGUCACGGCUGGAAACUGGCUCCCAGAAUGCAUGUCAUUCCCAAUUGGCAAGUGAGAGGCGAUCCGGAAGCCUGUAAGAAAGCGGGGGAAAGAGGGGACGAGGUGAGGGAAUGCCUGAUUAGAUGUGUACCCGGUGGAGUUGCAGGGCAGGUGGAGGGGGUGAGACCGAGGGUUGAUUGUUGUAAUGGCUUUUUUGUUGCUUGUUUCAUCCGCGACAGGACGAAUGGGGAGGCCGAGGUUGCGGUGAGGGAGGGGGAUCACAAACAGGGGACUGAGGGAAGGGGGAAUGGGAAACGAAAGAGGCAGGGUGAGGAGGUCGUAGAUGAGAGAGAGGACAACAACGACGACGAGCAAGAAGAAGAAAAAGAUACGAAAGGAGAGGCGAAGAAAGGAGGCGGGAGUAACACGGCAGCGAAUAGGAAGAAAAAGCUUCAGAAGAAGCGCAAGAAGCAGCGCUUGCAACAGGAGCAACACCAGUGA
Ustilago hordei is the source of this 1869-nucleotide messenger RNA. RefSeq lists its product as uncharacterized. Lineage: Eukaryota; Fungi; Basidiomycota; Ustilaginomycetes; Ustilaginales; Ustilaginaceae. The record is from RefSeq and is a predicted model, not a curated record. Gene Ontology annotation, cellular component: nucleolus. Gene Ontology annotation, biological process: rRNA base methylation. Bases 1 to 1869 code for a protein of 622 amino acids. Gene Ontology annotation, molecular function: methyltransferase activity. The transcript has a single exon.